CUCGAUUGUUUCUCACUGUCUGCGCCCGAAGCGUCAUCAGCCAGCAAUUUUCAAUUCGGCAUUUUUUUUUGUUUUGUAGACGCCUAGCCUGCUGCGCACCCAAUUACAUUAAUCUGAAAAUGCAGCCACGCCAUCCUUUCCUGUCGGCUUUGCUCUUUCAGCUUCGCGGCACAGCCAGAGGAAAUUUGGCUGUACCGAAAACACCGUCUGCAACGAACUCUCUUGCCUUCAAUCGCGCCUUUAGAUCCUCCGCACCGCACACGCCGAUUCUCCAGCGACGGGUGACCUUUCCUCAAUGGAAGCAGGCUCACGGUACUAGGAGCGGCACUAUACUUUAUAAUCCUUACCGACCUCAAAAACCAUUCCGCCGGUUCUUCCAGUCGUCCCGCGCAAGACACGCGGCGCAAUCACCAAAAUCAGGCACUUCAUUGUCGCAGCGGUUGCGCAACCUCUCGAAGGAGUAUGGCUGGUCCGCCUUGUGGGUAUAUCUGCUAUUGUCAGCCAUGGACUUUCCGAUUUGUUUUGCCGCUGUUCGCCUGCUGGGUGUAGAGCGAAUCGGAUACUAUGAGCACGUCAUUUUCGAGUCUGUCAAGGGGGCGGUGGAUGCUGUCUGGCCGACCAAGCAGGGUGCCAACGCAGACUCGGAACAGAACAAGAGCUUGACAACCGACACGGGCUCUCAGGAGAGUGCGGCACAGGCGCAAGGUAACGGCGAAAAUGCCAGUCUAUGGACUCAACUUGCACUUGCCUACGCGAUUCACAAGAGUCUCAUCUUCAUCCGAGUACCCUUGACAGCAGCCAUUACCCCCAAAGUUGUCAAAACUCUGCGACAUUGGGGCUAUAAUAUUGUCAAAGGCAGACCGAGGGGUAUGUAAGAUCCUGUGGUUUCUUGUGGACGUCAGUCGGACUGGCGAAUACACAAGACCACGUCGUUUCCUCUGCUUCACAGUGUUUGGUCAUGCUAGAUAUCAUAUGAUAGAUAUUUGUACACUAUCUGGUAUAUUUAAUCAGAAGAUUCCCCACUUCAAACAUCGAGCUAUCAACAUU
Aspergillus uvarum CBS 121591 is the source of this 1047-nucleotide messenger RNA. RefSeq lists its product as uncharacterized. The record is from RefSeq and is a predicted model, not a curated record. The transcript is spliced from 2 exons. Lineage: Eukaryota; Fungi; Ascomycota; Eurotiomycetes; Eurotiales; Aspergillaceae. Gene Ontology annotation, cellular component: mitochondrion. Bases 120 to 875 code for a protein of 251 amino acids.